AUGGCUGAACUAACUGACAUCCGCACCACAGAGCUCAGAGAGCCUGUCGAUGUGGCUACUUAUCUCUUCACUAGGCUCAAGCAAAUGGGCAUCGACUCUGUUCACGGGCUGCCCGGCGACUUCAAUCUGGUAGCCCUAGACUACCUCGAGGGCUGCGGCCUUCAAUGGGUGGGGAAUUGCAACGAGCUCAACGCGGGGUACGCUGCCGAUGGUUAUGCUCGAGUUAAAGGCAUAUCGGCCAUCAUCACCACUUUUGGAGUGGGCGAGCUAUCUCUCCUCAAUGCAACUGCUGGGAGCUUUGCCGAGUUCGUCCCUGUGGUGCAUAUCGUCGGGACGCCGAGCACCAUCUCUCAAAAGAAUGGCAUGCUCCUGCAUCAUACCCUCGGCAAUGGCAACUUCAAUGUUUUCGCCGAAAUGGCGGGCCAUCUGGCGGUCGAGGUCGCCAAAUUGAUAGACCCUCGUGAUAUCGCUUCACAGAUCGACCAUGCACUUCGCGAAUGCUACCUUCGAAGCAGGCCCGUUUACCUGACCCUCCCCACAGAUAUGGUCAAACGGAAGGUCGAGGGUCAAAGACUAAAGACCAAGUUGGACCUGAGUCCCUACCCGAAUGAUCCGGAAAAGGAAGAGUAUGUGGUCGAAGUGGUCCUGAAGUAUCUGGAGGCUGCCAAGAACCCCGUCAUUCUGGUUGACAGCUGCGCCAUUCGUCACGGUGUACUGCCUGAGACCCGCGAGCUCAUCGUCAAAUCGGGUCUCCCAGCGUUCGUGGCGCCUAUGGGCAAAGGGGCUGUCGAUGAAACCUUACCAAACUUUGGCGGUAUCUAUGCGGGCGAUGCCUCUAAUCCUGGAGUCCAGGAGCGUGUCGAAAGCGCCGAUUUGCUUCUCACUAUUGGUAGUGUUAAGUCCGAUUUCAACACAGCUGGAUUCUCCUAUAGAACCUCGCAGCUGAAGACAAUUGACUUCCACAGUACAUACACGCGCGUCCGAUAUUCGGAAUACCCCGGCAUCGGCAUGAAAGGUGUCCUUCGCAAAAUCAUCGACAGACUGCCCAAACUGAACAUUGAGCCUGGACCUACGCUCCAUCAGAGACCCAUCCCCGAAGAUGAAAAUCCCAACGACCCUACCAUCACUCACCGUUGGUUUUGGCCACGACUGGGACAGUGGCUGCGGGAUGGUGACAUCGUGCUCACUGAGACGGGAACGUCCAACUAUGGAAUAUUCGAAACUCGAUUCCCAAAAAAUGUCAUCAAUAUCAGUCAGAUCCUUUGGGGCAGCAUUGGCUACGCGACUGGCGCGUGCCAGGGUGUAGCACUGGCUGCCAAAGAGCUAGAUGGCAAUCGUCGUACAAUUCUCUUCACCGGCGAUGGCAGCUUCCAACUCACUUGCCAGGAAGUGAGCACGAUGAUCCGACACAACCUCAACCCCAUAAUUUUCAUCAUCUGCAACAAUGGCUACACCAUCGAACGCUUCAUCCACGGUAUGAAAGCGGCCUACAAUGAUAUACAAAACUGGAACUACAAGGAUCUAGUCCCGUCCUUUGGGGCGCAUGAGGGCAACUACAAAACUUACCAAGUCAAAACCAAGGCCGAUAUUCAUGCUUUGUUCCACGACGGAAACUUCUCGAAAGCGCCCUAUCUGCAGUUGGUCGAAAUGUAUAUGCCGUGGGACGAUUCCCCCGCAGGAUGUAAGUCCCUUGGUCUCUGUAAGAGUCCAUUUCAUAUGGCUAUGGACUAA
This is a messenger RNA of Cladophialophora psammophila CBS 110553, 1731 nucleotides long. RefSeq names its product pyruvate decarboxylase. The transcript is spliced from 2 exons. The record is from RefSeq and is a predicted model, not a curated record. Gene Ontology annotation, molecular function: magnesium ion binding; carboxy-lyase activity; thiamine pyrophosphate binding. NCBI's taxonomy places the organism in Eukaryota, Fungi, Ascomycota, Eurotiomycetes, Chaetothyriales, Herpotrichiellaceae. Bases 1 to 1731 code for a protein of 576 amino acids.